Eruca vesicaria subsp. sativa (arugula) is the source of this 760-nucleotide messenger RNA. The record is from the annotation of a GenBank genome assembly. Lineage: Eukaryota; Viridiplantae; Streptophyta; Magnoliopsida; Brassicales; Brassicaceae.
CCACCCAUCUCACACAGUAUAAACCCACUACUAUUCUUGAGCUUUUGUUAGAGCUUUUCAGCUACAAAAACAAAUGGCUCCAAGAAUCUCUCUGGCACUCUUCCUUGCUCUUCACCUCAUCUCCUUCACUUACACUUCUGCUACAUGCUCCAAGUGCAUCCCCACGCCAACGAUCCCAAGCACAGGCUCUUGUCCUAGAGAUGCCCUAAAAAUUGGUCUUUGCGCUAGUGCGCUCAAGCUAGUUGACCUAACAGUGGGAAACCCACCCGUAAAGCCAUGUUGCCCUCUCAUUGAAGGCUUGGUUGACCUUGAGGCUGCGGUUUGUCUCUGUACGUUGGUCAAGGCUAACAUUCUUGGCAUCAACCUUAGCCUCCCCAUCGAUAUCAGCGUACUCCUCAAUGUUUGUGGUAAAAAUGCUCCAAAGGAUUUCCAGUGCGCAUAAGUUCAUUACUUAUGACAUAUCUAAAGACGUCCUAAAAUAAUGAAAGAAAAAGAUUAUACGGUUUACGACUGCUUGAACUUUAUUACCGUAUCUUAUUGUGUAUGUUUUUCCUUGGUUAUUGUAUUAUGUUUGUAUUUUUCUUGAAUUGUUUAAAUAUGAUGAACGAAACUGUUCUCAUGCAAUAAUGGAUUUAUGGGUUUGUGUGUGUAAUCGCAAGGUUGUACUCCUUCGGUUUCAUUGUUACUCCCUCUCCUUUGUAUUUGUUUUUUUUUAAUUUGAUUAAUAAAAGUAUCAAUCGAUGUUGUCGUCUAUAUCGGC